Ylistrum balloti is the source of this 4695-nucleotide messenger RNA. RefSeq names its product WD repeat-containing protein 35-like. Gene Ontology annotation, cellular component: intraciliary transport particle A; non-motile cilium. The record is from RefSeq and is a predicted model, not a curated record. Gene Ontology annotation, biological process: intraciliary retrograde transport; protein localization to cilium; non-motile cilium assembly. Gene Ontology annotation, molecular function: protein binding. Bases 67 to 3489 code for a protein of 1140 amino acids. The transcript has 32 exons. NCBI's taxonomy places the organism in Eukaryota, Metazoa, Mollusca, Bivalvia, Pectinida, Pectinidae.
UCGCCGACUCUGUUGUGAUACGAUAUAACAACUCCUGUGAAAACCACGCAAGAAAUAGUCAUCACGAUGUUUGUUUAUUUAAGCAAAAAGAUCGCCAUCCCCAACAACACCAAACUUCGUUGUGUAUCAUGGAACAGGGACCAGGGAUACAUUGCUUGUGGGGGAGAGGAGGGGCUCCUGAAAGUCCUCAAACUAGAAAUACAAACAGGAAAAGAUGUGAAGGUGAAAGGACUUGCUGCCCCCAGUAACCUGUCAAUGAACCAGACACUUGAGGGACAUAGUGGUGCAGUACAGGUGGUAACAUGGAAUGAGCACUACCAAAAAUUAACCACGAGUGACCAAUAUGGCCUCAUCAUUGUCUGGAUGUUGUACAAAGGCUCCUGGUAUGAAGAGAUGAUUAACAACAGAAAUAAAUCUGUGGUGAGAAGUAUGGGAUGGAAUGCAGAUGGACAGAAAAUCUGUAUCGUCUACCAAGAUGGAGCUGUGAUUGUUGGAUCGGUUGAUGGUAACCGAAUUUGGGGCAAGGAGCUGAGGGGUCAGGAACUUAAUCAUGUUGAGUGGUCACCUGAUGGGAAGUUCAUCCUGUUUGGAAUGGCCAAUGGGGAGGUUCAUGUUUAUGACAAUACUGGUAACUUUAUUUCAAAGCUCCAAAUUUACUGUCUCUCUGGAGUGAGUGGAGCAAUACAUAUUGCAGGUCUCCAGUGGUACAAUGGAAACCAUGGUUAUAUUGAGCCAAACUGUCCCUCCCUGGCUAUCUGCUUCGACACUGGACGCUGUCAGAUCAUGCGAUCAGAGACUGAUGAAAACCCGGUCCUGAUAGACACAGGAAUGACAGUGGCGCAGAUCGCCUGGAACCAUACAGGUGCGGUGAUGGCCGUGGCCGGAUCACAGAGGACCGUUGGCCAGGAUAAGGAUAUAAACGUUGUACAAUUCUAUUCUCCAUUUGGUGAGCACCUGCGCACCCUGAAGGUACCAGGAAAAACGAUGUAUUCAUGUUCCUGGGAGGGAGGCAGUUUAAGGAUUGCUCUGGCUGUGGAUAGUUUCAUUUAUUUUGCCAACAUUCGACCUGAUUACAAGUGGGGAUACUGUUCCAACACUGUGGUAUAUUCCUUCAGUAAACCAGAGCGAAUUGAACACUGUGUCAUCUUCUGGGAUACAAAAAAUGGAGAGAAAUAUGUGAAAUAUGUGAGGAAUCUGAUAGCCAUCACUGCAUGUGGAGACUACUGUUGCCUGGCAACAAAGGCUGAUGAAGUUGUGGGUCAGUAUGUGUUGGUGCUGUGUAACUCCAUCGGAACCCCUCUGGACUCUAAGUAUGUUGAGAUAGAUCCUGUAUACCUGAACAUGACAAAGACACAUAUCGUAGCUGCAUCAAAAGAAGCUAUCUAUACAUGGCAGUUCAAGAAUCCCAAAAAACUUUCAACACUAGAGGUCGCUGGAAGGAGACGAACAGGGACAGAAAGACUUUACCAUAUAGAUGACCAGCCAACAGGAUCCGCUGCACAAGACGAGGUGGACUUUAGCAAGGCUUACAAUGGGGGGGAGGACAAAACUCUGAUUGUGGUGAGUUGGUCAGACAAAACUCUGAUUGUGGUAAGUUGGUCAGGAACUGUAAAUAGAUACUCGAUGCCAAUGUUGUCGUUGACCCACAAAUAUGCCCUUAAUUAUCGUCCAUACCAAUUUGCUCUCAACUGUACUUCUAGCAUGAAAUGGGCGGAGGACAAUCCGGAGUUGUUUGCAAUGAUGGAGAAGACUCGGAUGUACAUCUUUAGGAAUCUUGACCCGGAGGAACCAAUCCUGAGCAGUGGUUACAUCUGUCAGUUCAACGACCUAACUAUCAAGUCAGUACUUCUGGACGAGAUCAUGAAAGACCCUGAGAACCCUACUAAAGACAAUAUGGCUGAGAUGGAGAUUAAGUCUCUGAGGGACACCAGGGAUCUGCUGGAGAAAGUUGGGAUCGCUGACGCUCAGCAGUUUAUUGAGGAUAAUCCACACCCAAGAUUAUGGAGAUUACUCGCUGAGUCAGCACUUGAACAGCUCAACCUCAAAGUGGCAGAGACAGCAUUCGUCCGUUGUCGUGAUUAUCAAGGGAUCGAAUUUGUGAAGCGAUUAGGAAAUCUUCAGAAUGAGAACAUGAAGCAGGCUGAAGUGGCAGCAUAUUUUCGUAGGUUUGAGGAGGCAGAAAGGAAAUACCUUGAUAUGGACAGACGAGAUCUUGCGGUCAGUCUGAGGAAGAAGUUAGGAGACUGGUUCCGUGUCGUCCAGCUAUUAAAGACAGGAUCAGGCGGAGACGAUGUACAACUAGAGGAGGCGUGGAAUGCCAUUGGUGACUACUAUGCUGAUCGUCAAAAAUGGCAGCAGGCAGUGACAUACUACGUACAGGGACGUAACCAGGAACGUCUAGCAGAGUGCUAUUACAUGCUGGAGGAUUACACAGGACUGGAAAAGAUGGUUCAGGCUUUACCAGAAAACCACAAACUGUUACCGGAUAUAGCAGCCAUGUUUGUUACCGUGGGGAUGUGUGAACAGGCUGUAGGUGCCUAUUCUAAGUGUAACCAUAUAAAGAAGGCCAUUGACUGUUGUGUCCAUCUGAACCAGUGGAACAUGGCCAUAGAACUGGCAAAAAGCAACAACGUACGUGAAAUUGACUCUCUACUGGCCAAAUAUGCCCAGCAUCUUCUGGAGAAAAACAAGACUGUCAAUGCUAUAGAACUUUACAGAAAGGCUGGACACUACCUAGAGGCAGCGAAACUCUUGUUUAAGAUGGCACAGGAGCAAGCGAAGAAGAGAGAAAAACCACUCCAUAUCAAGAAAAUGUUUGUUUUGGGAGGCCUCCUUAUAGAGCAGUACCAUGAACAGAUGAAGAUGACCUCAAGGGCAAAGGUCAAGGACAAGAAGGGUGCCAUGGCUGCAUCUGCAUUGGCUGGAUUCUUGGAGGAGGAUACCACGGCAAUUACAGACAGUAAACUGAUAGACAAUGCCUGGAGGGGAGCUGAGGCAUACCAUUUCUAUAUCCUGGCUCAGAGACAGUUACUGGAGGGAUAUGUGGACGCUGCCAUGAGGACAACGCUCUUCCUUCGAGAAUAUGAUGACAUCAUUGAUGCUGUUGACAUCUACUCAUUACUGGCUCUGACUUCUAGUGCCAACAAGGCAUUUGGAACAUGUUCCAAAGCUUUUAUCAAGCUUGAAACCCUAGAUACAUUGUCUCAGGACCAACGACAAGCUUAUGAGGAACUUGCCCUGGAAAUAUUCACAAAGAAAAGCCCAAAAGACAGCCGGACAAACAAGGUUGAGUGUACUAGCUGUGCUACAAGCAUUCCUGACUGGUCAACAGUUUGUCCCAACUGUGACACAAAGUUCCCUACCUGUAUUGUGACAGGGCGGCCAUUGAUGGAGUACCAAUUCUGGAUGUGCAGUGCUUGUAAACAUCGUGCUUAUGAGUCAGAGAUCACGAACAGACAGACAUGUCCUCUGUGUCAUACUCCUGUCUAACACCUCCCCAACUUAAGUGAUUUCUAAUGAAGGCGUGAUCAAAUCUAUCAAAGAAAACUUUAUUUUUCAUUUAGGAACAUUCAUUUGUUUACCUGGUAUUCAUAACUGUAUGUCUGAUUAUGUUGUUGCUAUGAGACUGUCGUCUGACUAGCAACUGUAAACCAACGCUUGUGUCAUUUCCUUAGUGAAAGUAAAUCACCACUAAUUAAGAUGAGACAAUAAUACUAUGUAAUAGUGUUGAUGGGGAACGUUCUGCAAGUAAUCACUAAAAUUCACAGAAAGUGGGUUUCCCAAUCAGUAUCAUUUUCCUUCUGCUUCAGUAGUAUUCAAUCAGUGCAAAGAUUUCUAUCCUUUUAAUGUUUUAAUGUAGAGCAACAUAAGGUUUUAGAGUGAUGAGUGUUAUACCACUCUCUAGCUUAUACUGCUUCACUGAAGUGUACUAUACCGACAAGCUUUUACUGUCCAUCAGUCUAUGUUUUUAUUCAUUUGUCAGUAACAGGCCUCUUGUGGGUAUUCUCUAGUGAUCUACCUUUGCUAGGUUUUAUAUCUGUAAGGAAUGUAAAUGAUUGCUUACUGAAAUUGGUCUUGUUGAUGAUAUCAAGAGUUUUGACCCUUGGUGAAACUUUCCAUAAACAUUUGUAGGGCGUGGGAAAUGGGGACCAGCAGUCUUUGUUUUAUUGAUGUACAAGCUGACUCAGUAGUAAGAUUUUGUCAAAUUCUUGUACAUGUAUUAUUUACCAGCAUUUUGCGGUAUGUCACGGUGACCAUGUGGUUAAGAUGUCUGACCAUCUUUUUCACUCACCCUCCAUCUCUUUGUCGUGGGUUCGAGGUUUACAUGGGGCAGUUCCCAGAUACUGGCUGCAUGGUGGUGUUCUUUCUGCGGGAGCUCGAACUUUCCGCCACCAUUUAAAUCUUACACAUCCUCAAAUGAUUCUGACUGUUAAUAGGACGUAAAACAGCAAUAAACUUCACCAAAUUGUGGUGAUCUGAAUUCGCACGUACAAUUGUAGCUCAUCAUACACUAACGUCAUGUUGUGAUAUCUUGGUUUUUAUUUAUUAAUAACUAUGUUUCAAAAUACUUUAAGUUAUAUUAUGAAAUCAUCUGACAUUUAUUGUAAUAUUUUUUCUGAUAAUCAUACUUUUUUUCCGUUAUAAAAUUGACAAGUGUUCAUUACCAGCUAGGUAUUGUGACAUUUUGUAGUUAUG